Molecule: messenger RNA, 4329 nt
Organism: Sclerotinia sclerotiorum 1980 UF-70
Lineage: Eukaryota; Fungi; Ascomycota; Leotiomycetes; Helotiales; Sclerotiniaceae
Exons: 7
Coding region: 1-4329 (1442 amino acids)
Cellular component (GO): intracellular anatomical structure
Molecular function (GO): ATP binding; RNA binding
Source: RefSeq, a predicted model, not a curated record
AUGGCUGGUGGUAAGAAGAAGAAGAAGCCAGCUACAAAUCCAGCCAGAGGCUUUGCUACCACCUCAAUUGCCUCGAAACCCAAAAAUGAAGCAAUUGAAGCUGCGCAAGAAAAGGACAUUGCAGACGAGCCCAUCGAUACAACGGAGAGUCAACAGCUGGGAGACAACACUAGAGAAGUCGCGGGAAAUGGAACUUCGGAUCAAAAGUCGAAUCUGACACCCGAAGAGUUUGAGAAGCAACUCGAGAAUUCCGAACUCCAAAUACUCGUCGAGAAAAAUUCACAGAAGUCAAAAAGAGAUGCCCUCCGGCAAAAGACGCGAUUAGAAACCGAUCGUAGAGUUCUGCGAGGUCAAGCAGAAACUCUCAAUACAAGAAAAUGGCUCCCCCCUGAGCUUAUGGAAGAGGUUUUGGAUUUAAUAAAAAUGGAAGGACGAUUUUCUGGUCCAGCAACAGACACGACCUCGAUGAAGCAGAUAUCGGAAGAGGACCUUGCAAUUCGGCUUUGGACUUUACAACAAUCCCUUGUUGGGGUCGGGUUUGUAGCAGAUAAAGUAUUACUGGCUCUGCAGCAUGUUUUGGAUAUUUCGGAUAAGAUUGGUAGUAGCAACAAGGACACAAUUUGGGGCAUGGAAGAAUCACUGGAGUGGCUUUCCCGUGAAUGUUCAAGGGACGAAUUGCCAGACUACCAGAAUUCACAUCGCAGAUUGGCAUCUUCCCAAAAGUCUCAAAAUGGUACUCCAUUUGAUAGCCCUAUGGCCUCGGGAACUACUACACCAAGACUCGAAUCAGACAUGAGGCAUUUCCCAUCUUCAAUUCAAAAUAGCGGGAAUACCCCUCGUAACGGAAAGAAGCAAGAAAACAGUAAAAAAGCAGCCACAAUAGAUUAUGACAGUGAUAUUGAUCCGGAUGACCUCCUCCCAGUAUACCUGAAAACAAAAGAAAAGAUGUUUAUACUCCAAAGCUCAAAACCUUCCACUGAUAUUCGUUCAAAUAGCAAAAAGGGUGCCCAGAAACUACAAAACAAUGGAAGUCCUAUUGAUGCAGAGUCAGCCAGGCUGGCAAGGAAGCUUAAGAGAAUAGAGGAUGACGUCUUGUUUGACAAAUAUCUUGCAGACCAGCAAUGGAAUGCCCAAAGAAUAAGACUUGAGCGGGAUGCAGCUACCCAACGGGCCUCCGAGUUGGCUGCAUUUGAUAAGGAACCGCAGGAGUCUGAUAUUUCUGUGGACUCUGAUGAUGAAAUCAGUAGAGAAGCAGCUGCGAUUGGCAAAGCUAUGCUUGAGGAGACCGGUAGCGACGAAGAUGCGGCGCUAGCUGAUCUUUUUGCUAGCUUACCCGUCAACGAAGUGGAUCCUCUAACUGGUAAAAGCAGUACGGUGAUUAACGUAAGAUUGGUCUACACUCUCAUUUCCGAUGCCAGUUAUUCCAAUCGUCACAACCUUCGAAUCACCUGGUCAAAAUCACAGGAUCUGCUUGCAGAUACACCCCUCUCCCAAGUCGAAUAUGCUUCUAGUCCAAAAUUGCAAAGUUUUACUAUGGUUUCGGUAUCCACGCCAGAUUCUCGCCAAUCCGAAGCAUAUAUUGCCACCACUGCACUGUUUCUCAUUUUUGGAUCGUCAGCAAGGGAGGACAAAGUUUCUUUGCGUUUACCAGCAGUAUGGCGUGAUCUUUGGACUGAAUUUGCCGAGAUUAAAAAGGAGAAAUCCGAUGAAGAGGAUCGCAAUGCCAUCAAGACAUUCCGUGAUUUGGUUCGUGCAAAGCGAGAUCAAGAAUUAGAAGAUGGUGUUUUGAUACAUGGUGCCUUCCGAAAUCGAGGGGCACUCCGGACCACUGGUAACGAGGAUACUUCUAUAGACAAAGGUCUUAAAGCAGGGUUUGCUCCAGAAACAUAUCAGAGAAUAUGGGCUGAAAAAUGCUCGUCGCAAAGUUAUCAACACAUGCUCCAAUCUCGGAUGCAGCUACCUAUGUGGUCGUUCAAAGAUGAGGUCCUCGGUGCUAUAGAUCGUUCACAGGUAGUUAUUGUUUGUGGCGAGACUGGGUGUGGGAAAAGUACGCAGGUACCAGCAUUCAUUCUCGAGCACCAGUUAUCGAGAGGACAGCCUUGUAAGAUUUAUUGCACAGAGCCUCGACGUAUUUCCGCGAUCUCUCUUGCUCGACGUGUCAGUGAAGAACUUGGUGAACGCAAGAGCGACCUUGGUACACCUCGCUCACUAGUAGGGUAUGCCAUUAGACUCGAGUCCAACACAUCAAAAGAGACUCGCCUUAUCUACGCUACCACUGGAAUCGUGAUGCGAAUGCUCGAGGGGUCGAAUGAUCUCAGAGAUAUUACGCAUAUCGUCCUUGAUGAAGUCCACGAGCGUACAAUAGACAGCGAUUUUCUCCUCAUUGUCCUCCGAAAGCUGUUGGUACGCAGACCUGAUUUGAAAGUCGUUUUGAUGUCUGCAACGGUCGAUGCCGAUCGCUUUUCAAAGUAUCUAGAUGGUGCUCCGGUCUUGAACGUUCCAGGACGUACAUUCCCUGUCCAGGUCAAAUAUCUCGAAGAUGCUGUUGAACUUACAGGCUUUUCUCUUGAUAAUGGCCUGCAAGAGAAAUAUACUGACCUUGAUGACGACGUUGAACUCGCGGAUGUGAAUUCCAAUGAGACAACGAAGAAUGAAAGUACAAAGGCUUUAAGAGGAUACAGCAAUAAAACUCGUAACACUAUUGCACAGUUUGAUGAGUAUCGGAUUGAAUUUGAUCUCGUUACUCAACUGAUUGCAAAGAUCGCUUCUGACGACCGAUUGGUGAUGUAUAGCAAGGCUAUCCUCGUAUUUCUUCCAGGUAUUGCUGAGAUUCGAACUUUGAAUGACAUGCUCUGCGGACACCCAGCAUUCUCGUCCGAUUGGUAUAUAUACCCUUUACAUUCGACUAUAGCUAGUGAGGAUCAAGAAGCUGCCUUCCUUGUACCGCCACCUGGAAUAAGAAAAAUAGUUCUGGCUACCAACAUAGCUGAAACUGGUAUCACCAUUCCAGACGUCACUUGUGUAAUUGAUACUGGUAAGCAUCGCGAGAUGAGGUUUGAUGAGAGGAGACAGCUCUCUCGUUUAUUAGAAACUUUCAUUAGCAAGGCAAAUGCCAAGCAAAGAAGGGGUAGAGCUGGAAGAGUCCAGGAGGGACUGUGCUUCCAUCUUUUCACAAAAUAUAGACAUGAUGAAGUGAUGGCCGAUCAACAAACCCCAGAAUUUCUUCGUUUAUCCCUUCAAGAUCUUGCCAUUCGAGUCAAGAUUUGCAAGCUAGGAGGCAUCGAGGAGACAUUAAGCGAAGCGUUGGAUCCCCCGUCUGCUAAGAAUAUCCGACGUGCCAUUGAUGCGCUUGUAGAUGUUAGAGCACUUACUGCAGGGGAAGAUCUAACACCAUUAGGCGUUCAAUUAGCUCGGUUGCCACUCGACGUCUUCUUGGGAAAGCUUAUGCUCCUUGGUAGUGUUUUCAAAUGUCUCGAUGCAGUAGUCACAAUUGCUGCUAUUUUAUCAUCAAAGUCACCCUUCUCGGCUCCAUUUGGACAACGCCAACAAGCGGAUACUGUCAGGCUUGCCUUUAGAAGAGGUGAUUCUGAUCUUUUGACAGUUUACAAUGCAUACCUAGCCUGGAAAAAAGUUUGCAUUGCCAAUGGCUCUGAAUACCAAUUUUGUCGCAAGAACUUUCUUAGCCAGCAAACUCUAUCGAAUAUUGAAGACUUGAAAGGACAAUUGGUGGUCUGUCUUGUGGACUCGGGCUUUCUCCCACUCACAGAGGCUGAGAGGACUGCCCUAAAUAGGACACGUUAUUCGAGUCGGCGUCGACAAUUUUUUGAGAUACCCUUUCGCAUUAACGCAAACAGUGAUAAUGAUAUAAUUGUCUCGUCUGUGAUUGGCUGGAGUUUCUAUCCAAAACUUCUUAUCCGGGAUGGUAAAGGCUUCCGCAACUGCGCCAAUAAUCAAUCCAUUAGUUUACAUCCUACUUCCGUAAAUAAGGGUCAUCACGAGCUCAAAUGGCUCUCCUACUAUCAUAUCAUGCAGGCCAAGCAAUUUUACAAUGCCCAUGAAACAACCGCCGUGGAAGAAUUCUCAAUUGCCCUUCUUUGCGGAGAUGUCCGUUGUGAUAUGUACUCUGGUGUUUUCAUACUAGAUGGCAACCGAGCUCGAUUUGCCGUAUCCGACUGGAAAACCAUGCUUGCUAUUAAAACCAUGCGAGCUCGUCUACGAGAUAUACUCACCAAGUCUUUCAAGACACCGGGAAAGGCCCUCACAAUACAGCAACAAAAGUGGAUGGAUCUCUGGCAGAAGAUCUUCUCACAGGAAUUCAAAGAUAAAUAG